AUGAGGUCCAACGCUUUUACCCUGCUCCUUGCCGCCGGCAUGGCCAUCGCCGCCCCGGCCUCCCCAGCCGAGGUCGCUCGGUCAGUCGACAUCCUCUCCUCGCCGGCUUCAUACACCGGCGCCGAGAUCGUCGCCCGCAUGGCCUCGGUUGCCUCCCUGAACCCCCGCGCCACCCCUGCCCAGCAGGACCCCAACGUCUGCUACUCCGAAUGCGUGCUCGACGGAGGCGGCGACUGGGAGUGCAUCUGCGACUGCGUCGACUGCGGCGGCAGAACAUCCGCUCCCAAGCAAUAA
This is a messenger RNA of Pyricularia grisea, 294 nucleotides long. RefSeq lists its product as uncharacterized. The coding region runs from base 1 to 294 and encodes 97 amino acids. Lineage: Eukaryota; Fungi; Ascomycota; Sordariomycetes; Magnaporthales; Pyriculariaceae. The transcript has a single exon. The record is from RefSeq and is a predicted model, not a curated record.